AUGAGGCUGUGGCAGUGGGUGCCUGUGUUGCUGUGGCUGACUGGGCUGGGGGCCAUAGAAACAGCGCCUAGCCCCAAGAGCGCCAAGGCCUCAGCCCGGGACACAGAGUCUCCACUCUUCAUAGACAGACCUGACUUCUUUGAUUACCCAGACUCGGACCAAGCCAGGCUUCUGGCUGUGGCCCAGUUUAUUGGAGAGAGACCUGCCAUCUUCGUUAACUCAGGUUCCAACUCCAGGCUCUUCCAGCACAUCCUGCUGGGCAUUCUGGUGCUGGCCUUCUUCUUCCUGCUCUUCCAGUUCUGCACCCACGUGUAA
Molecule: messenger RNA, 315 nt
Organism: Carlito syrichta (Philippine tarsier)
Lineage: Eukaryota; Metazoa; Chordata; Mammalia; Primates; Tarsiidae
Gene: FIMP1
Product: chromosome unknown C16orf92 homolog
Exons: 3
Coding region: 1-315 (104 amino acids)
Biological process (GO): fusion of sperm to egg plasma membrane involved in single fertilization
Source: RefSeq, a predicted model, not a curated record